CCGAGGUCCCACAUACCCCACAGCUGCUUCAUUAUAUAUUCAUCAUUCAUACGAGUACUGCACUCAACUACUAUUUUAAGCCGCACUGUGUGUGUGCAUGUUUCUGGACUGACUGAGGCUGGGCGCUGGCAGAUGGGCAGGCUGGCUAUAGUGAGCUGCCUCUGAAAGUGAAAAGACGGUGAAAGUGAAAGGAGGGCUACAUAUCUGUGAAAAAAGCAGUGCCCACACAGACAAGACAACAGAGGGAGAGAGAGGCCCCGGGUCGAGCUUGAAGGCAGCAGCAGCAGCAGCUCAGCAGACACAGCCAUGGCGAACAUCGCGGUCCAAAGGAUCAAGCGGGAGUUCAAAGAAGUUCUCAAAAGCGAGGAGACAAGUAAAAACCAGAUAAAAGUAGAUUUGGUGGAUGAGAACUUCACAGAGCUGAGAGGGGAGAUAGCGGGUCCUCCAGAUACACCAUAUGAAGGUGGCAGGUAUCAGCUUGAAAUAAAAAUUCCAGAAACAUAUCCUUUUAACCCACCAAAGGUGCGCUUCAUCACGAAGAUCUGGCACCCUAAUAUCAGUUCUGUGACAGGAGCAAUAUGUCUGGACAUAUUAAAAGACCAGUGGGCAGCUGCUAUGACCCUGCGGACGGUGCUGUUGUCUCUACAGGCUCUGCUCGCUGCAGCAGAACCAGAUGAUCCACAGGAUGCAGUAGUAGCAAACCAGUAUAAGCAGAACCCAGAAAUGUUCAAACAGACCGCAAGGCUGUGGUCUCACGUCUAUGCAGGUGCUCCUGUCUCCAGUCCUGACUACACACGCAAAAUAGACAAACUCUGUGCCAUGGGCUUUGAUAAGAAUGCAGUAAUAGCGGCCUUAUCCUCAAAAUCCUGGGAUGUGGAAACGGCAACAGAGCUGCUCCUUAGCAACUGAAACCCAGCCAGAUGUGAGGAUCUCCAAACUCCCUUCAUCAUAGCAUCAGCUCCUCCCCCCAGCGCCAUUCCGCCAUUGCCUUUUGUUACACAGACAGUACCCCCCCCCCCCCCCCCCCCGCCCAUUCGCCACAGCAGUCUGAGCCUUCUUUUAUCACAAGUUUGUUCGCUACAAACUCAACACCGGUAGCACCGCAGUCGCCAAUAUGCACACCGCCCUGUUGCCUGUCUGACCCCAUCUGUCCAUCGUGCUAUGAGUCUUUUUUUCCCCCACUAACUAAAAUGUGUAUCCCUGUAAUAAGCCCACAAACCCUUGCAGUCACACAUCUCGUCUUCCAUGCCCUUAAUCAUAACUUUUUUUUCUUGUUUCUGUGCUCCUUUUAAUAUUGCAAAGACUCAAGUAACUGCCACUGCCUGGUAGAAUAUCCAGGGUGAAAUGUGAAGGAAAUCCUGCACACUGCUCUCACAGUACAUCAUGUACUCCUUCAGUGGCAAGUUGUAUUUUCUGUCACACAGUUAUGGACAUUUCACGCUGAAGGUAUAGCUGGAUUACAUUUACUUGACUGGAUCGUGUUCUGCAUGAGCAGUGUAAAGGAUUUUCCCUGAACAGUUUACCAUAGAUGCUUCAAUCAUCUGCAGAGGUUUUUCCUUUUUUCUUUUUUCCUGUCUGUGGAAUUAGAAAAGGUCACACGUCACCUCUGUCACCUGCACACAUGCACAGAAGAAAAAAGUUAUCUGUAAAUAGAUAGUGUAAAUUUGAAAAUACAAUGGGGAUAUACUUUUUUUCUUACAUGGCAUUGUAAAACAAAUUAUUUUAAAUAUAAACUAUGCCUAGUUUACAAUGAUAUGGGGAGAUACCUUUUUAUGCUUUUUGUGAUCCAUGAGAAAUCCCUCUGAAUGUCCUGUUGUUGGGUUUUUCUUGUUUUUUUUUUUCUUGAGAUUGUUUAGGGGUGACACAGCCAAUAUAUCCUGGCCCUAAUGGUGUAGGAAGUGACAGCCAGCUCAGGCCCCUGUAGAUCAUUACACACCACCUUCUCUGCCACAUAAUCCAAUCUUUUUUUUUUUUUUUUUUUUUUUGUCCCUGCAUGUUCCACGCUGCCUUUCUUUUAUUUGGCCAAAUGAUGUCAUGGGGCGUCUGUCCAAUUUAACAUCCCGUCAGACUUGUGGAACUGUGUGAGACUCUUUCUAAUUUGUAGAAAGAGCCACCUGGACCCUCUGCUCGGCAAUCCACUCAGCACACACCCAUUUCGGCAUGACACCUGUAGGGAACCAAAGCCUCUUUUUUUUUUCUUUUUUUUCUCGUUAAUUUUACAAGUAUGUUGCUGGAAAAUUCUCUUAUGCUCUGAACAGGUUUUUUUUCCUGGAACAUUUACUGGACAACACCUCAAGAAAUGAGUGACUCUGAAUGUUAAGGUUUUGAGUUUGCAAUGCUGUGUUUUUGUUUUUUUUCACUCAUUUCAGAGCAAUCAGUAUCAACUAUAGACACGUUCUUUUUUUUAGCCACAGAGUAAG
Messenger RNA from Scomber japonicus (chub mackerel), 2420 nucleotides. RefSeq names its product ubiquitin-conjugating enzyme E2Kb (UBC1 homolog, yeast) (gene ube2kb). Gene Ontology annotation, molecular function: protein binding; ubiquitin conjugating enzyme activity. The transcript has 8 exons. Gene Ontology annotation, biological process: protein polyubiquitination; proteasome-mediated ubiquitin-dependent protein catabolic process. Bases 307 to 909 code for a protein of 200 amino acids. NCBI's taxonomy places the organism in Eukaryota, Metazoa, Chordata, Actinopteri, Scombriformes, Scombridae. The record is from RefSeq and is a predicted model, not a curated record. Gene Ontology annotation, cellular component: nucleus.